Messenger RNA from Topomyia yanbarensis, 1096 nucleotides. It is a transcript of the gene Polr3G, whose product is annotated as DNA-directed RNA polymerase III subunit RPC7. Gene Ontology annotation, cellular component: RNA polymerase III complex. Gene Ontology annotation, biological process: transcription by RNA polymerase III. Lineage: Eukaryota; Metazoa; Arthropoda; Insecta; Diptera; Culicidae. Bases 97 to 759 code for a protein of 220 amino acids. The record is from RefSeq and is a predicted model, not a curated record. The transcript is spliced from 3 exons.
GUUAUGCUGCAUCCACCGAAACGUGCGUGCUUUCUUCGAAUGUUAUUACUAAAAUUUUAAAAAUCCUAAAUUAGACACCACUUGAUUCGCCUCACAAUGGCCGGCCGCGGUCGUGGCAAGUCCACGGGGACACUCACCCAGGAGCAGCUGCAAUCGAUGGGGGUUACGAGAAACGAAAUGCAAACAGUUUCAUCGGCAGCACCACCACCGCUCUAUCCGAUAUUGCAAUCGAAGCCGGUUCCCCUCGAGUCAAACCCGGAUCGAGAUUACAAGAUUCUGUGGAAAGAGGAUUUCAUAUCGUAUCUUCGGGAGUCACCUUACUAUACAACCGUUAAAAGCUCCAAAGGUCCGGUGCAGCGUUACUCGGAUAAAGUAAUUAACGUUAUUGAGAAUGAUCCAAAGCGAAAGCAGGACGGUGGUUUUAUUUGGAGUAUGAUGCCAGCGGAGCUGAGACCAUCGUUUAAGCGUAGCAAGACCAAUUCCAACAGCGCGGAUCAAAAAGGAGCCAAGCGGGCCAAGGCGGUCGAUAUCGAUGCUAAAUUAAGUGAACUGGAGAAGAAAGAAUCCUUUUUGGAUGAGUCUGAAGUGAAGAAGGAGAAACGCAACGAGUCCGACGAGGAAAAGGACGAUGAGGAGUUGGAUGAGGAAAUGGCCGACGAGGAAAUGGAUGACGAGAACGAUUAUGGGAAUAAUUAUUUCGACAAUGGAGAGGCUUACAACGAGGAAGAUGACAAUUUGGAUGAUGGUCCAGUUUAUUGAAGGUACGGUCGUGCUUAUAUUUUCCUUUAUUCAACAGUUCAUAACUUCUAUACAAUUUUAUUGAUAUUAGCAUUAAGCAAAACGAUUAAGAUUUGCGUUUCUCUCAACCGCGGGGGGAUACUUGUGUUCUUUGUUCGAUUACUUACAACGUUCGGCUAGCACUCAAUUCUUCAGUGUGUAAAUAUAACGAUACGAUUAAAAUGUGCAACAAAAAGUAAGGAUUACUUAAGAAUUAGCUCUUAACUGUUUAAGUCGAUAUCAAUUUGGAAUAUUCUGUUGUGAUAACGUUCAUCUUAGCUAUGAAGAUCGAUGAGUAAAAACAGUAGCAAAUAAGCAA